CCUUUGCGGUCGAAGGACACCAUCUAUCUUCGCCGUCACAGCAAGAUAUUGAAUUUACACGGACAAGAACCAUUGCGCGGGCGCAGGACUCUUGCACCGUUCAACCUUCUCUACUGCAGGACAGCCAGCAGAGAUGUCGCAUGAUGUACCAUGGCCCCCGAGAUCACCUCAUGCCGCUCUGCUCAGCUCUCCCAGCGGUCGCAAGAAGUACCAAGCCAAGGACAGUUCCCAUUCGCCGAUGAAACGAUCACCCACGACACCGAGCCUGGUUGACAGAUUGAGAGCUGUGCGGAAGGGCCAUGACCUGCCCAUGCAGGAGAACGACCUGCAAGAAGACCUCGAAGAAGACGAAGAGACGUUACAACUCAAGCUGGCGGCUAUUGAGGCUAAGUUAAAGUUGAAGAGGUUGCAACAAAAUAAGACCCGGGCUGGAACCACAGGUGACUCGUCACGGCCAAGCUCUUCUCAUGGUCCAGGUUCUACCACUUCCAAGACGUUUCCUGCUGGUCCAGAAGCUAUACCACAGCCUGCUCGAGUCGAAGUACAAAAGUCGCCAACGAGACGACCACAGCCGGUUUCACAGCCCAAAUCUCCUUCACGAGUUCUCCUUGGAAUCGAUAAGGGCGUGAGAGCCGCUGAUGUCUCACUCCGUCGAGCAAACACUACGGGAGGAAGCAGCCGACACAAACAGGAGACAUCCCGGCACGCCAACAGACCAACUUCUCGAUCUUCAGUGUUCAGCUCAGCACGAUCAGGCGUUUCCACAGAAAGCAGAAAGACUUUCAGUGAACGCAUGGCCGAAGCCCGAGAGCGUGAGCAAUCACAUGAACAACGACGCAACAGACACCGCAGCAAAGGCUUUGGGACCGACGAAUCCGAGAUCGAGAAAUAUCGUCUUCUCGCCAAAGACUCUAUUCCUGCACCGUCCCGAUCCCCAACCCGCCUCAACCCCCAACAAGCUUUCCCCCGCGAUGAGAUCAUCCAAGGCAGAGUGGAAGCCGGAACCGGUAAUGGUUAUCUUGAGAAGAAACGCACAAUGCCAGACCCCCAACGGUCUCCACCUUCACAAGACAACUCCGACCACUCUCACGCACAAGGAGACGCAUCCCUCUUCGAGGGCUUUUCCGGUCUACACCUUUCCUCACGCAUCCUUCCACACUCCUUCCUCAAGCGCACCCUUGCAACCGACCGCUUCACAAUCUACCGCGUCCCUGAUCUUCUGAAGAACAUCACCUCGCCGUCCUUCGACCUUCCCGACGACGUUGUCGACUACGUCAUCUUCGGCGUGAUUGCAUCCAAAUCCUCACCAAUGGACCAGAAAAAGCCACCACCGGACUCUGCCACCGCCGGGACGAACGACUGGGAACGUCAAUGGGAAGACGGCUCCCAAAACCAGCGGCGCUUCAUGGUCUUCACGCUCACGGACCUCAAAUGGACCGUCGACGUAUACCUUUUCGGUACAGCCUUGCCACGGUACCACCGCCUUGCGCCGGGUACUCUGGUAGCGAUCCUCAACCCGGGAAUCAUGCCGCCUAAGCCGGGUAAGACAGAUACAGGCGCGUUCAGCCUCAAUCUGAACAAUGGCGACGACACGAUCCUUGAGAUCGGGCAGGCCAGGGAUCUGGGUUACUGCAAGACGCUGAAGAAAGAUGGGCGAGAGUGCGGUGCCUGGCUCGACGCGUCAAAGACCGGGAUCUGUGAGUGGCAUCUCAACGCGCAGCUCGACAAGACCAGGGCGAAGCGGAUGGGCGUGAACACGGGGACCAAUGGCUUCAGUGGGACAAAACGACGCGGUAUCUUUGACAAGAUUGGCAACGCCAACGCCAAGGGCGAGGGAAAUGGUCUGUUGGCUGCCGAUGGGCAUCGUUAUGACAGAUACACCGGCAACCACUUCUACAUCGCCAAGUCGAAUGGAGGAGGAGCUGCUACUGCCUCUGCCGCUGGUGGUGCUCUUCAUGGAGGCUUGUACGACGGAGGACCAUCGCUUCCUGAAGGCAAUUUAUCUCGGGACCGUGGUGAACGCGUCCGAAAGCACCUUGCCGCGCAGGUCAAAGAACGAGAAAUCGCGGAGAAACUGGGCAGUGGCGGACACGGGCAGGGGUUUGGAUUUGGCAGUGCAGGCGCCGAGUAUCUCAAGCUACAUGCUAGAGCCAAGGACUCCAAGGGACAUGCCAAAGAUGGUACUGCAGGCAAAGCCGACGGUCAGCAAGCGAAUGCUGACGCCGAGUCUAGCGUGGGAUCGCAGCGCUCGGCCAAUAUUCUUGCUGGUCCGCCUUCAAGUGCACUGGUCAACGGCCGUGGCAACGGAAAUGGACGGAAACGGACGGCGGCAGAUGUUCGUCUGUCUCCGGUAAAGAAGACGCGCUUCGUCACAGAGAAGGGCAUUCGUGAGGCUGGAAGGGAGAGUCUAGGCGUCACGACGGCUAAGCAUGCUGAUGAGAGCGAGGAUGACUUGGAGAUCGUCUAAUUUCAGCAUCUCUAUGAUAGACUCCGACCUGAAUAUGAGAUACGACUUUUGCAAUGAACUCUGUUGCCUGUAGCAGG
Exophiala xenobiotica is the source of this 2544-nucleotide messenger RNA. RefSeq lists its product as uncharacterized. Gene Ontology annotation, molecular function: DNA replication origin binding; single-stranded DNA binding. The record is from RefSeq and is a predicted model, not a curated record. The coding region runs from base 134 to 2467 and encodes 777 amino acids. NCBI's taxonomy places the organism in Eukaryota, Fungi, Ascomycota, Eurotiomycetes, Chaetothyriales, Herpotrichiellaceae. The transcript has a single exon. Gene Ontology annotation, biological process: DNA replication; DNA replication initiation. Gene Ontology annotation, cellular component: nucleus; replication fork protection complex.